AUGGAGCAGUUAUUGGCGUUCCUCCGCGCGGCACCAGGUGCAUCACUCCUCCUCCACAAUCCUCUCCCCGCCUCGCGGUCCCUACCAGAAGCCUUGCAAGCCGCAGCCUCCCAGAUCCUCCUCUCAACGCAUCUUCGCUUCCCCUGCGACGUUGCCGGCUUCACGAUCUCCACCAUGAUGGGAGUCACAAGCUCAAGGGAGUGCGUCGAGGCCAUGGCGAUAUUGCUCCCUUCCUACCGUCCUCACCGUGUUCCGCCACUUGCGUCAGGAAUCCAUGGCGCAGGCGGAGAAGCCUCCUGCCGAGGAGUGAUCCCUCCAGUCGGAUUUGGUGCAGGGGAAGGGGAGACCAAGGAGGAAAUGGCGACCAAGAGGUGCGCAGGCACCCUGGGUGACAAGGGCCUCAGGGGGGAGAAGGUGUUCCUUAGUGCCGAUCUGAACGUUCUGUUGGACGACGGCCUGAACAUCAUUGGUGACAACCGCAUCCGCGCCUCCAUGCCGUCCAUCAAGUUCCUCAUGGGGAAGGGCGCCAAGGUUGUCCUGGCCAACCAUCUGGCCGCCGAGUCCAACUCCUCUGCGGUGCAGAUCACCCGCCCACCGCGCUGCGCAACUCACGAUGCAGGCGGCCCUCCUCCACGACUUAGGAUUGUAGGGAAAAGUGUGAACUAUGAAUUCAUACCAGAACUGGAUUGGCCAUGGCACAUCUUCAUCGACGAGUCAUGA
Molecule: messenger RNA, 720 nt
Organism: Triticum turgidum subsp. durum (durum wheat)
Lineage: Eukaryota; Viridiplantae; Streptophyta; Magnoliopsida; Poales; Poaceae
Source: the annotation of a GenBank genome assembly